Messenger RNA from Raphanus sativus (radish), 1896 nucleotides. RefSeq lists its product as uncharacterized. Bases 962 to 1624 code for a protein of 220 amino acids. Lineage: Eukaryota; Viridiplantae; Streptophyta; Magnoliopsida; Brassicales; Brassicaceae. The record is from RefSeq and is a predicted model, not a curated record. The transcript has 4 exons.
CAUGUCCGAACACAAUACACUUCUAUAUCUGUUUCAAAUUCAAAUCUGUUGGCCUUUAAUCUUAAUUUUAAAACUAUCAGAUAAUUAAUUUUUAUUUCGUUGUUGUAAUCAAGAAUAUCCCACAACAAUACCAUCUAUAUAUCUCGAUCUCUCUUGAAGAAUUUAUUUUGGAAACUUCGACGAAUCGGUCUGAAGUGGGACAAGUAAUCCGCCAUUUUCUCCUCGGUCUCUCAGCUCAUCUCGUCACUAUCGGAUCUAGGUCUCCUUCUCUUUCGUUUCAAGGUACAAAAACAAGUUUCAAAUAUUUUUCUAUUUCAAUCACACCAGUUUCGUUCAGAUUUUAGAGUUCUUUUUUUUCUGGUUUUCUAUUUAUUUUAAAAUUAUAACCAGAGUAUGUUAUUCAUCCAUCAUUCAUAUACAGUCAUCACUCAGUAAUUCUGAGUUAAUUUCUGGGUUCGUAAACUCAGUGAAAAUUAUUUAAUUCCUUAUUAUUAAUCUAAAUGUAUCCCCCCCCCCCUAAGUCACGGCAUCGGAAAAAGGCAAAAACACAGCUGUGUUCCUUGCUUCAUGUAUAUACUGUAUUUAUUUUUCAUAAAAUAAUUUAUUUGGAAUUAAUGCACUAUAAAGUUACCUACUUUUGACAGGAUCUAAUAAAAACAUAAACCAAACUUCAAACUCUUUCUGUCUCUUUAAUCCUCUAAUCUAGUCUAUACUUUUAAUGUUUUUGACUUUUAUCUAUCUAUACCACGUGAUUUUUGAUUCGAUUUUUAGUCAUUUCUGGAAACCAGGCGUUAGCUGUAAUUCAUUUGUUUUUAAAAUUUGCUUUCGCUAUUAAAGGCGGCACAAGCGUAUGUGUGUGCGUCCUUUCGUCUCUAUUUGGUACAGAUCCUGUUCUUGAUUACAGAUUCAAGAACUAAGAGAUCGUUUUCAGAACUUCGAUUCUGGUCUGAAGCGUGAGUUCAUGGGGAUGAGUCUCGAUUUCGAUGUUGAUCUCGAGAAAGGAGUCCUCGACUACGACAAUGUUUAUACAAAGUCGCCGGAGAAGCCAUUGUUACCUAUGUCUCCGGAUAACAAACCGGUAAAAACCGGAGAAGAAACUGUCGGUUUGUUAGAAAACGAUGCAAGUCCGGUUCAAUGUGCGAUCAGUAAACCGGGAUGGGGGAAGAGCGACCGGAAGGAGAAACGCAAGAAAUCUGCGUCGAAGCCUCCUCGACCGCCGCGUGGACCGUCGCUGGACACCGCGGAUAUGAAGCUGAUAAAGGAGAUCGCUGAAUUGGCGAUGCUGAAACGCGCGAGGGUCGAACGUUUGAAAGCAUUGAAGAAAACGAGAGCGGCCAAAGCUGCGUCUGCGUCUGCGGCUUCUUCUCUUGGCAAUGUUUUGGCUUCGAUUCUCACCGCUAUUUUCUUCUUCGUCCUUAUUUUCCAAGGUUUGUCGCCAAGAGCAGCCGUUAGCUCCGGAAAACCCAACGGUGAUUUUGUUUCGGUUCAGUAUGCGGGGAACCCGUCCUCGAGCAAACCGGAUGGAAGUUAUACUGGUCCGGUUUUAGCAAGGAAAUUACCAAAUUUACUGAAACCGGUUUCCGGUUUGGAGAAUGAGAAGAGCAUGAAUAGAGUUUCACAAUGAAGCGUAAACCAAAGAGAUAGAACUGGACAGGUUCAUCACUGGUUGGCCAAACCAUUUUAUGGUUUAGAUUGUCGGUGAACCAUACACUCGUACCGAUAAAGUUUUUGGGCAAAGUUGGCUGCUUUCUCUGCGGCUAUGAAACAAUAACACUAUAGUUUUGUAAUAUUCCUCUUGAAGUAAAAUUAAGAGAAGUUACAAAUAAUAAAAUUACUGUCGCGUUAUUCAGUGUAUGUACCUUUUUUAGAUGUGCUACUAUAAAAUUAUGAUGCAAA